This is a messenger RNA of Limanda limanda (common dab), 1136 nucleotides long. RefSeq names its product protein unc-119 homolog B-like. Lineage: Eukaryota; Metazoa; Chordata; Actinopteri; Pleuronectiformes; Pleuronectidae. Gene Ontology annotation, cellular component: cilium. Gene Ontology annotation, molecular function: lipid binding. The transcript is spliced from 5 exons. The record is from RefSeq and is a predicted model, not a curated record. The coding region runs from base 1 to 723 and encodes 240 amino acids. Gene Ontology annotation, biological process: lipoprotein transport; cilium assembly; nervous system development.
AUGAGCGGAGCCAAAGCCCGCAGCGAAGCGCCUGUUGCUGAGGACGUCUCCUCCGGCACUGCGGCUCCACCGCGGGACCGCAAGCCCGGCGGAGGGGUCCUGAAGAGGCUGAAGUCCCGCCGGAGCCAGGUGGACAGCAGGCCCGUCACGGAGGAGGACCUGCGGGCGCAGAGCGGACACAUCUCGCCGGAGGACGUGCUGGGACUGCGGGGGGCGACGCGAGGGUACCUGUGUAAACCUGAGGACAAUAUUUACAACAUAGACUUUGUGCGCUUUAAGAUCAGAGACCUGGAGACGGGCACCGUCCUCUUUGAGAUUGCCAAACCACCAAAUACAGAGGAUGAUGAGGAGAACAGAGAGGCAGACGCCAGCGCAGGCCGAUUUGUGCGCUACCAGUUCACCCCGGCCUUCCUGCGCCUGAGGACCGUGGGAGCGACGGUGGAAUUCACAGUUGGAAACAGGCCGCUGAACAAUUUCCGCAUGGUUGAAAGACACUAUUUCCGCGAUCACCUGCUGAAGAGCUUCGACUUUGACUUUGGCUUCUGUAUCCCAAACAGCCGUAACACCUGUGAGCACAUCUAUGAGUUCCCUCAGCUGUCUGACAGCCUAGUCCGUCAGAUGGUGGAGCGUCCGUACGAGACUCGCUCGGACAGCUUCUACUUCGUCGAGAACAGACUGGUCAUGCACAACAAGGCAGACUAUGCUUAUAAUGGAGGACAGUGAUAUCUGCCUGCCAGCAUGCAAACACACACCCCAAACAAGUGCAUGCACACACACAUGUGCACUCACAUUUAUAGAUAUAUAUACAAACAGACAUGCAUGCACAUGGCUGAACAUAAAUACAGUUCAUUCCCUCAUACGUGCACCAGCAGCUACAGACACGGCUGAGUUACAUUAUGUUUGUAAAGAGGAAAUGCCAAUCAUCAAAGCUGGCAUUUCGGGGGAUGUAUUCGAUAUUGCAUGAGGUCAAUAUUAAAAAGACGAAGAAAAUGGGCCAAUUUAUCUACUUUUAAGUUCUGGACCGAUGACUUUAAAAUCAGUGGCUGUGGGUCAUUUGUCCAAAACAGACCACAGUUAAUAAAUAGAUGGUCAGUGUCCUCUUAGCAAAUUUAAAAGUGUCCUACCACCCACCCACU